Molecule: messenger RNA, 1485 nt
Organism: Sphenostylis stenocarpa
Lineage: Eukaryota; Viridiplantae; Streptophyta; Magnoliopsida; Fabales; Fabaceae
Source: the annotation of a GenBank genome assembly
AUGCGUACUUGGAAAUAUCUUCCGGCACGUGGCACUUCGCGAAAAUUCCACACCUCCACUUCGUCCACGUCACCAACCGCGGUCAUCGCGCUCCGAACCCACCCAAUAUCUUCCUUUCCUUCUCCUCCAAACUUAACGUCGGCGUUAUCUGCUUCUCUACCUGAAGUUUCUCAGCUGUGUCAGCGAUUUAGCAUGAAGAAUACGAUGCAUCGUUUCUGGUUCUGGAUUUUCUUGCUUGAGCAACGAUCUUGGGUUAGUGUUUGCACUAGAUCCGUGGGGGAGAACAGUAGAACAGGGUUUUGUUCGAGAGCGCUGUGGAUAUUUGGUCUAGGCAUUUUUGCAUUUGGGUGGGGUUCCUGGAAAUUGGUUGUCCAGAUGAGUGUCGAUGGCCACAGCAAAGAGCUGAAAGAACUGAAUCAGCGGUUACGAGAUGGGAAGAAGAUUGCUGGUGGGGAACAUGGGUUAUGCGAGGGUGAUGAAGUGAAUUGCAAUGGAGUAGCCGAAGAAGUUAAGGUCGGACAGGGGGGAACUGUGGAGUCGUCCUCUAUCCAGCAGCAUAUUCCACAGCCUCAAGGGGCAUUAAUAUGUUGGGAGAGAUUUUUGCAUAUUAGAUCCCUUAAGGUCUUGCUAGUGGAGAAUGAUGACUCUACCCGUCAUGUUGUCACUGCACUGCUUCGCAAUUGUAGUUAUGAAGUUAUUGAAGCAGCAAACGGAUUGCAAGCUUGGAAGAUGUUAGAGGAUUUAACCAAUCAUAUUGAUCUCGUCCUAACUGAGGUGGCAAUGCCUGGCUUAUCAGGCAUUGGUCUUCUGUAUAAGAUUAUGGGCCACAAAACCCGGAAAAAUAUUCCUGUAGUUAUGAUGUCAUCUCACGAUUCUAUGGGUUUAGUCUUUAAGUGUUUGUCAAAGGGUGCAGUUGACUUUUUAGUUAAACCCAUACGGAAGAAUGAGCUUAAAAAUCUGUGGCAGCAUGUUUGGAGAAGAUGUCACAGUUCUAGUGGGAGUGGCAGUGAAAGUGGCACGCAAACACAGAAGUCUGUAAAGAAGUCUGAUAAUAAUUCUGGAAGCAGUGAUGAAGAUGAUAAUGGAAGUGUAGGCCUGAAUGGGGAUGGAAGUGACAAUGGUAGUGGCACUCAGGCCUUAUUGAAUGAGGGGAGGGGUCGGCUGUUGGGUGUUGGCCUUACUAGGCUGAUAUGCAUUGUCUAUUCUAAGAGAAAUAAUGCCAAUGUGGCAGCAGGGAAGAGUUGUAACUCUGGAUCAAGUGUGCUCUCAGUGGUUUGUGAAAAAAGCUCAUGGACCAAACGUGCUGUAGAAGUUGAUAGUCCUAAACCAGUCUCUCAGUGGGAUCAAAUAGCUGAGUGCCCCGACAGCACCUGUGCUCAAGUUGUUCACUCCAAUGCUGAAAUAGGGGGGAAACAGGUGGUUCCCCUAGCUGCAAAGGAAAGUCCAGAACGGAAAGAACAAUUUGGUAAGGCCGAAGUGCAUUGA